Messenger RNA from Drosophila hydei, 607 nucleotides. RefSeq lists its product as uncharacterized. The record is from RefSeq and is a predicted model, not a curated record. The transcript has 2 exons. Bases 52 to 303 code for a protein of 83 amino acids. Lineage: Eukaryota; Metazoa; Arthropoda; Insecta; Diptera; Drosophilidae.
CACAUAUAUACAUCUGAGAGUCUUACGAGAGUUCCGAAAAUUAAUACGCGAAUGUGCGCAUUUGGUUAUUUAUUGUUUUUUGCUUUAUUGCUAACAACAAUUUUGGUGCUAUCGAUCAUUUUUGCCACCUCUUCGAAGCGUUCUAUGAUGGAUAGUUUCAUAUUAGUUUUCAAUUACACACAAGAUGAACAGCAGCAGCAGCGACAACAACAACAGCGACUACAUCAGGAGGAGGACUUACAACAGCAACAGCAGCAGCAACAUCAGCAGCAGCAAUUUAUCUACAAGCCGAAAUUAUUUUGAGUUUUAUGUCCUGUUUUUUCCAUUCCCGAUUUAAUUGGACUCCACUGUGCGCGAGUUAAAGAAUUUCGUUAGUCGUGUGAAAAACUGUGCGGCAAUAAGUGCUGAAAAUGUAUGCGAAAUAAAACUGUUAAUAAAACUGAAAACACACUAAAAAUUAUCGCAAUAAUUCACAAUAAUACAAAUUAUAAAAAAAAGUUAAUUAAAUAACAACAAUUGGUCAUAAUAUGAUCAAGUCAAAGGACUUUGCCUAAGUUAAAAUUCAAGUGCAAGCCAGCUUUUUAUUUGGCUUUAAUCCGGAGUAAAG